Molecule: messenger RNA, 273 nt
Organism: Guillardia theta CCMP2712
Lineage: Eukaryota; Cryptophyceae; Pyrenomonadales; Geminigeraceae
Exons: 5
Coding region: 1-273 (90 amino acids)
Source: RefSeq, a predicted model, not a curated record
AUGUCAAAUGAUGACGACGACAACGCAUCAGCGAUGAAUGAAGACAAUCCUGACGAGGGCGGAGUGGAGGCCGCCGCGGGUGCGAAUGGCGCGAGCGAAGGAGAAGACAGGGAUGGAAGCAAGCCAAGAGAAGCAGCGGCAUCUGACAAUCAGCAGAGACAUCUGACUUUCCGUCUUGUUCACGGGAAAAGUCUGACACAGGAGGCAUUCUACGAUCUGACGGAAGGAGAGAUCUUGUACAAGCAGGAGUGGAGGAAGAGCUUUCGCUACUGA